GACCGGGACACGACUUUCGGGCCGCCCGCCCCCUGAGUGGCUGCUGCAGCGCCAGGAGUCGAGGAUGGUAAAAUGACCCAGGGGAAGAAAAAGAAACGGGCCGCGAACCGCAGUAUCAUGCUGGCCAAAAAGAUCAUCAUUAAAGACGGAGGCACGCCUCAAGGACUAGGCUCCCCUAGUGUUUACCAUGCGGUCAUUAUCAUCUUUUUGGAGAUUUUUGCGUGGGGACUCCUGACAGCACCCACAUUGGUGGUAUUGCAUGAAACCUUCCCUAAACAUACAUUUCUGAUGAAUGGCCUAAUUCAAGGAGUAAAGGGUUUGCUGUCCUUCCUCAGUGCCCCACUUAUUGGUGCUCUUUCUGAUGUUUGGGGCCGGAAAUCCUUCUUGCUGCUAACAGUGUUCUUCACCUGUGCCCCCAUUCCUCUGAUGAAGAUCAGCCCCUGGUGGUACUUUGCUGUUAUCUCUGUUUCUGGGGUUUUUGCAGUGACAUUCUCUGUGGUAUUUGCAUAUGUAGCAGAUAUAACUCAAGAACAUGAAAGAAGUAUGGCUUAUGGGCUGGUUUCAGCGACGUUUGCCGCCAGCUUAGUCACCAGCCCUGCGAUUGGAGCUUACCUUGGACGCGUGUAUGGGGACAGCUUAGUGGUGGUCCUUGCUACAGCAAUAGCUCUGCUAGACAUUUGUUUUAUCCUCGUCGCUGUGCCAGAAUCAUUGCCUGAGAAGAUGCGGCCAGCAUCGUGGGGAGCGCCCAUUUCCUGGGAGCAGGCUGACCCCUUUGCAUCUUUAAAAAAAGUGGGCCAAGAUUCCAUAGUGCUGCUGAUCUGUAUCACGGUGUUUCUCUCCUACCUACCGGAGGCAGGCCAGUACUCCUCCUUCUUCCUUGCAUUCGCUAAUCAAAUGCGCCACUGGCAGGCAGACAGGAGCCCCUUGUUCUUUAUGGAAGCCCAUUCUUCGCUCUCUUUGUUUGGUGGCACGUACUUCCCAGACCUGGGAAUCAACCUUUCCUCUAAGGAGCUUUUCAGUGAUACUUUCUGGGGACCACGGCCUGCCGCCGCCGCAGCCGCCACCACCACCGCAUACACUUGCUAG
Peromyscus maniculatus bairdii (prairie deer mouse) is the source of this 1086-nucleotide messenger RNA. Lineage: Eukaryota; Metazoa; Chordata; Mammalia; Rodentia; Cricetidae. The record is from RefSeq and is a predicted model, not a curated record.